Molecule: messenger RNA, 4160 nt
Organism: Synchiropus splendidus (mandarinfish)
Lineage: Eukaryota; Metazoa; Chordata; Actinopteri; Syngnathiformes; Callionymidae
Product: serine/threonine-protein phosphatase 6 regulatory ankyrin repeat subunit C-like
Exons: 28
Coding region: 110-3298 (1062 amino acids)
Molecular function (GO): protein binding
Source: RefSeq, a predicted model, not a curated record
AUUUUCUUGUCGCUCAAGACUACACCGACAGCUAACCGGCUAACAAGUAACAACGGAGUGACAUGUAGUGAACAAAGUCGGAGUCAUUUAUUUGGCAGACGCUUGAAGAAUGGAGUGCAGUAAUAUACACGACCAGUGCCCACUGGUCCAAGCUGUAUUUCAGCGAAAUGUAGAGGAGGUCACAUUUCUGUUGGACCAUAAAGAAGAUGUGAAUUCAUUGGACCAACGCCAAAGCACACCACUUCACGCAGCUGCUUAUUUGGGCGAUGUCCAAAUCAUGGACCUUCUUAUAACCUCAGGUGCAAACAUUAAUACUAAGGACCAGGCCAUGCUGACUCCACUACAUCGUGCAGCUGCAUCACGCAAUGAGAAAGCUGUUCAGUUGCUGCUGAAGCACAGGGUUGAGGUGAAUGCACGGGACAAAUUCUGGCAUACGCCACUCCAUGUGGCUGCUGCAAACUGGGCUACUGGUUGUGCAGAGGCUCUCAUUCCACAUGUGUGCAGCAUGGAUGUUUUGGACAUAUCGGGAAGGACGCCUUUACAUCACGCAGCAUACAGUGGCCACUCAGAGAUGGUGAACCUACUGCUCAGCAAAGGAGCCACCAUCACUGCCAAAGAUAAAAAGGAAAGGCAGCCAAUUCAUUGGGCUUCAUUCCUUGGUCAUGUCGAUGUGGUGAAACUGCUGGUCUCUCACAGAGCAGACGUGAUGUGUAAAGACAAACAUGGCUACACUCCACUUCAUGCUGCAGCUGCUGGUGGCCAAACCGAUACUGUUAAAUAUCUUCUGAAGCUUGGAGUGGGGAUUGAUGAGCCCAACACAUUUGGCAACACGGCUCUCCAUAUUGCAAGCCAGGCCGGACAUGAUAUUGUGGCAUCUGAGCUGGUGAACUGUGGGGCCAACGUGAACCAGCCAAACAACAAUAGCAACACACCGCUGCAUCUGGCUGCAACAUCCUCCAGCGGGGUGAUGUGUCUUGAGCUGCUCAUCAAUAACGGUGCUGAUGUAAACAUGCAGAAUAAGGAAGGAAAAAUCCCCUUGCACUUGGCUGCUAUGAAUGGAUGCUUCACAGGCUCACAGAUUCUAAUACAAAAUGGUGGCGAGAUAGAUUGUGUAGAUAUUUAUGGAAACACUGCGCUUCAUGUUGCAGCCAGAUUUGGCCAGGAGUUGUUGGUCAGCACACUGUUGACAAAUGGUGCUAAUAAAGUCAAGCAAGGGAUUCAUGGAAUGCUUCCUCUCCAUCUAGCAGCGCUGCAUGGUUUUCCUGAUAGUUGCCGAAAGUUGUUAUCAAAUGGCCUUUAUAACAAUGUCACGCCAGAAAUAAACUGCCAGUCACCUGGAUUUGAUAUAAACUCUCAGGAUGACUAUGGGAGGACGUGCCUCCAUGCUGCUGCCUCUGGAGGAAAUGUUGACAGCUUGAACCUUCUGAUAAGCUGUGGAGCUGAUCUUGAUAUUAAGGAUCACCUGGGAAGGUCUCCGUUGCACUACGCUACAGCCAAUGGCAACAGUCAAGCUACCAUCUCGUUGGUCAGAGCAGGUGCUGAGGUCAAUGAUGCAGAUUUAAUGGGAUGCAGUCCACUCCACUAUGCAGCUGCCGCUUCAUUCAUCUUCUCUGAUGGAAUGAGCACAGAUCCUGACUACGGCGUGGCAAAGGAACAUGAAGCUUCUUUAUGUUUGGACUUCUUGCUGGACAAUGGAGCUGACCCGACACUAAAAAACAGCAGAGGUUACAGUUCUGUACAUUUUGCUGCAGCAUAUGGGAACAAGCAACACCUGGAACUGCUGCUGGAAGUUUCCUUCAACUGUCUGGAGGAGGUGGAGAGUAAUAUUCCAGUCAGCCCUCUGCAUUUAGCUGCAUAUAAUGGUCACUGUGAGGCGCUUCGCCUACUGUGUGAAACCCUGGUCAGUCUGGAUGUGCGAGACAUUGAGGGUCAAACUGCCCUCCACCUCGCUGCCCACAGGGGGUUUGCUUCGUGUGUGGAGGUUCUGCUCAAGCACCAGGCCUCUUACACAGUGAAGGAACGCAAACACAAGUGGACCGCUCUCCAUGCUGCAGCUGCCGAGGGUCAAAUGGAUUGCCUGCUUCUCCUUGUGAACCAAAGACACAGCACUGAUAUUCUAGAUAGCCAAGACACAAAAGGACAGACAGCGCUCAUGCUGGCUGCUCUGGGAUGUCACACGGAUUGUGUCCAUAUCCUGCUGGAGAAAGGAGCCUGUGCUGAUGUAGUGGACAACAAAGGCUUCACUGCACUACACAGAAGUGCUACAUUGGGAAGUGAGAACUGUGUGUCUGCACUGCUGGAACAUGGCGCUUCUCCUCUGUGUAGAGAUGCUCAGGGAAGGACGCCGUUGCACCUUGCUGCCUCAGGCGGUCAUACGAAGCUACUCCUCUGUUUGCUCAAGGAGGCUUUUAAAAGCGACCCUCUGGACUCCAUGUUGGACUACAAAGGUUACACACCCACUCACUGGGCUGCCUAUCACGGGCAUGAAGAGUGUUUACGCAUUUUGCUUGAAUAUAAACCGUUCAACAUCCAGGAGGGAAAUGCCUUCAGUCCGCUGCACUGUGCUUUGAUCAAUGGCCAUGAUGCUGCUGCUGGUCUCAUUGUUAAGACUGUUGGACCUAAGAUUGUGAAGAUUGGUGAUGCCAAAGGAAGGACUCCCCUUCAUGCAGCUGCCUUCUCGGGUAGUGUGACUGGGCUGCACCUAGUUCUGUCCCAGGGGGCGGACAUCAAUGCUGUGAACCAUUGUGGACGCUCUGCUCUGAUGGUUGCUGCCAGCUGUGGACACACCGUGGCCGUGGAAUACCUGCUGCAUAGUGGAAAGACAGACCUGACCCUGAUGGAUGUCCACAACAACACUGCCCUUCACUUGGCCUGUAGCAAGGGCCAUGAGAUGUGUGCACUGCUGAUCCUGGCAGAGAUUAAUGACUCCUCACUCAUCAAUGCAGCGAACAGCACUCUGCAAAUGCCUCUACACAUAGCAGCAAGGCAGGGGCUGGCCACAGUGGUGCAGGUCUUGCUCAGCAGAGGAGCAGCCGUCAUGGCUGUGGAUCAAGAAGGUCGUACGCCAGCUCUGGCGUGUGCACCAAACAAGAAUGUGGCAGAUUGCCUGGCUCAGAUUCUCUCCAGCAUGAAGCCAUUUCUGAUCCCAGAGUCGAGCAAUGGUCCAACACCCCGCUGCAACCCUGUCCUGAAGAACUGUAGCAUAAGUGCCUCCUGCGGGUCCACUGGUGGUCUCUGUCAUAACUAUGCCAAGGAUCGUUCUCGCACAGUGGGUCUGCAUGGGUGUCUCACUGAGUGAAAGUUGUCCACAUAAUUGAAGAGCGUUGUUGGUUGUAUUUUUAUCCAACUGGUUUCAUGACGAUCUUGCUGGUAGAUUUUAGAAUGUUGGUCAACUGGAAUGAGUGGUUGGGUGGCCUCUAAAUGUGGAUGUGCUGCUACAAGUUUGUUCUCAACAGUCAAACUUGGUGCUCUACAAAGUAUUUGAAUUCAUGAAGGACAAUAAUGCACUCCAAUUGAAGUGAAAUCAAAACACAACUCACUAAGGAGCAACAAGCUGUGCUGGCUCUUUUUUUUCCCUCUUCAUUUUUAAUCUCCACAUCCUCUCUUUUCACGGUUGCUAAACUCUGUGAAAGUUUAUCAAAAGUAUGUUCCACAUUCUGUUAGAUGCGGUCAUGGUUGUCCAACUAGUCUUAAAUUUAAAAUGGGUGUGUGUGCCUCUCUGCACAGACAUAUCACCUGUCAAUAUUUUUACUGCUGCUUUACGUUUCUUGACCAUUUUAUUCUCUACAACUUAAAAUGUAUGAUUUUGAAAUUGUCCCAGUCUAAAGCUCGACUUUAUUGUUUGCCUCUACUUUUAGUAUCAAGUUUGUGAGAUAGUAUUGCUUUUAGUAGUUUGUUUCUGAUUACAUCAUUCUAUUAUUAUGGUAAAGUUAUUAUCCUAUUAUGUCAAAAUGCUCUCACAUCUGCUGCUGUGUUCUGCCCAAAUAUGAUUCAACAUUGUGUUUUGGUAUUCUAUGAAGUGUGUAAGAGCUUUUAGCUGACUCUUUAAAAAUAAAUAAUAAAGGUUUAUUUUCACACAGUCUAUUUAAGAUUAUUGUUAUUAAUUGCAAGGGUCUUUGCAAGGAUCAACUGUUUCAUCAUUAAAACAUUUGUCACUAAAA